AUCGACGCCGUCGGUCGCAAACGCGGCGGCCGUUCGUUCGGCGGUCACUCCGAACAGGAAAACACAUUGAAUCAGCUGUUGGUAGAGAUGGACGGCUUCAACACCACCACAAACGUCGUGGUCUUUGCGGCCACUAAUAGGCACGAUAUGUUGGAUGAGGCGCUGCUAAGGCCGGGCCGUUUCGAUCGGAUAAUAGUCAUGACGUUGCCGGACAUCAAAGGUCGAGCGUCGAUAUUCAAAGUACAUCUGCAGCCACUCAAGUCAUCCCUCGACAAACUGGAAACCGCGCGGAAGUUGGCGGCACUCACGCCGGGCUUCACGGGCGCCGACAUCGCCAACGUGUGCAACGAAGCGGCACUUAUAGCGGCCCGCGAUCUACACGACACGAUUGUCUUCAAACACUUCGAGUCGGCCAUCGAGAGAGUGGUCGCCGGACUCGAGAAGAAGACAAAAGUGCUGCAGCCGGAGGAGAAGCGCACAGUCGCCUAUCACGAGGCCGGGCACGCGGUGUGCGGAUGGUUUCUGGAACACGCGGACCCCCUACUCAAGGUGUCGAUCAUACCCCGCGGUCAGGGCCUCGGCUACGCUCAGUAUCUGCCCCGCGAGCAGUACCUGUACUCCAAAGAGCAGUUGUUUGACCGAAUGUGUAUGACUUUGGGCGGCCGCGCGUCCGAAGAGGUGUUCUUCGCGCGCAUUACGUCCGGAGCUCAGGACGACCUCAAGAAAGUGACUCAAAACGCGUACUCACAGGUCGUGCAGUUGGGAAUGUCGGCUAAAGUCGGGCACUUGUCGUUUGAUUUGCCACAAUCGGGCGAUAGGGUUGUGGAUAAACCGUACAGUGAGGCCACCGCACAGCUCAUUGACUCGGAGGUCAGGGAAAUGGUUCAGAAGGCGUACGAACGCACUGUCGGUAUGAUUCGCGAGCACAGGGAGGACGUGGAGAAGGUAUGCGAUGAACACCCUUGUUGUGGGGGUGGGGGCUAUUUGACAGAUAUAGCGCUGCGACUGUUGGAGAAGGAAGUGUUGAAUCGCGAGGACAUAAUUGAGCUCUUAGGCGACCGUCCGUUCAAAGAGAAGUCCACUUACGAGGAGUUGGUUGAGAGCACCGGUGGUCUCGACGAAGACAUAUCACUGCCUAAAGGCCUGGAGGGCUGGAAUCAGCCCAAGAGUAGCGACAAAAACCCAGAUUAA
This is a messenger RNA of Medioppia subpectinata, 1191 nucleotides long. Lineage: Eukaryota; Metazoa; Arthropoda; Arachnida; Sarcoptiformes; Oppiidae. The record is from the annotation of a GenBank genome assembly.